GACUGAAGCUGAGGAGGCCGGCACGCCAGGCAGCUUCCCCUCCCCGGGCCCCCGACUCCUGCCUGCGAGUCCCCUCGCCGCGUAGGCCUUUCAUAUCUAAUCUCGCGGGGCGAGGUGAGAGCAGGCCCGGGGAGGGUGGUCACCGCUGAGGAGCUGCAGUCGCUGUCACGAUGAUAGAGGUACUGACAACUGACUCUCAGAAACUGCUACACCAGCUGAAUACCCUGUUGGAACAGGAGUCUAGAUGUCAGCCAAAGGUCUUCGGCUUGAGACUAAUUGAGUCUGCACACGACAAUGGCCUCAGGAUGACUGCAAGACUACGGGACUUUGAAGUAAAGGAUCUUCUUAGUCUAACUCAGUUCUUUGGCUUUGACACGGAGACAUUUUCUCUAGCUGUGAAUUUACUGGACAGAUUCCUGUCUAAGAUGAAGGUACAGCCCAAGCAUCUUGGGUGUGUUGGACUGAGCUGCUUUUAUUUGGCUGUAAAAUCAAUAGAAGAGGAAAGGAAUGUCCCAUUGGCAACUGACUUGAUCCGAAUAAGUCAGUACAGGUUCACGGUUUCAGACUUGAUGAGAAUGGAGAAGAUUGUCUUGGAGAAGGUGUGUUGGAAAGUCAAAGCUACUACUGCCUUUCAAUUUCUGCAACUCUAUUAUUCACUCAUUCAGGAGAACUUGCCGUUUGAAAGGAGAAAUAGCCUGAAUUUUGAAAGACUAGAAGCUCAACUUAAAGCAUGUCACUGCAGGAUCAUAUUUUCUAAAGCAAAGCCUUCUGUGUUGGCAUUAUCUAUCAUUGCUUUGGAGGUCCAAGCGCAGAAGUGUAUAGAAUUAACAGAAGGAGUAGAAUGUCUUCAGAAACAUUCCAAGAUAAAUAGCAGAGAUUUGACCUUCUGGCAAGAGCUUGUAUGCAAGUGUUUGACUGAAUAUUCAUCAAACAAGUGCUCUAAACCAAACGUCCAGAAGCUGAAGUGGAUCGUUUCUGGGCGGACGGCACGGCAGUUGAAGCACAGUUACUACAGAAUAACUCACCUUCCAACAAUCCCCGAAACGGUUUCUUAAUCGACGCGUUUCAUGUUUGUCCUGUGUAGAGAAAACUUUCCGGUGAUGUAAUUGUCCUCCAUAACUGAAGAAUUGAAAUACUAUCUUUAAAGUAAACAAAAUGGAGUUUGUCUAGCAAAGGGGAAAACAACUUCACUGAUCCCGUCAGCUGAUAUUUGAAAUCAUUUACUGUAUCUGAGGCCCAGUGCCGAGAGAAAGGAGUUACCUAACCUCUGCUGUGUGUGUUAACCUCUUCAUUAACUUAGCCUAGAAAACAGCAUCCUCCUCAAAGUAGCCUGAGUUUUUACAGUGUUUUCUUAAAUGCAUAUCGUCUUGCUGUAUGUAGACACACGCUUCAGUUCAUUUAAAGUUACACAAGCUGAAGUACAACAGGACUAAAGUCUGAACCAUAUAUGAACUCAUUUGAGUCUGCUAACAUAAGCAAAAUCAUUAUGAACUUGGUACUGUACUUAAAGAAAAAGUAGUAUGAGGCAAAGGAUCUCCACACGUUUCUGGAAAGUGCCGAGGCGUCCCACACUGUAACACAACACUGCUGUAGCAGUUGGGCUCCUAGAAAGCAGUUACAUGCAUAAAACAUGUCAGCUUGGUCAUUGCACACGUUACACAUUCUUGCCAUCUAAAUUUGUUAACACAGUAGUGCUUUAUCUUUUUUGUGCUCAAAACUCUUAACAUUUAACACACUUACAUGUGACAUGAAUCUUAAAUAUUAACCAUUCACUCUUAGCAGUUAGUGGUAUUUAGGUAGUUGGUUUGUUGUUGUUUACUUAAUAUGAUUGCAGCAACAACAAAAAACUCUGAGAAGAGAGCUAUGGAUUUCAUUAAUGUUACAAUGGAUAUAAGUUUUAAAACCUUAAAACAUCACAAAUAAACUUGGGAAACCUACCUAAUUAACACUAUGCUUAGUGGAAGUAUGUUUAGAUUUGAAUUCAUCUGUGAAACAUUCAAAUCAAAGCUAAAAGCAUAAAUGUGAACUACUAGAAACGAACCUGAGAAGGUAAACUGUGAAUCUUCAUUUUCUAGCAUUGAUCUAACUCUAUAUUGGAUCAAUGUACUGUAUUUAGGUUGUAGUGAAAGUGGUAAACAACAUAAUUUAAAUGUAGAAUUUUAAAUUAUGAGGUUUACAUCAAAACCAACAUUUCCCAAGGCACUUUUAAGGCAUAGUAAAGGUUAAUAUUCUAGGCAGCAAAUGGCUUCCUAGCACCCAUAAAGCAAGUUGAUAUUUCAGAGAUGAGGAUUUCACUGCUACACAGAAAUUACAGUUAAAUUUGCAGGUGUUUUAUAUAUACAUAAAUAUAAACCUCACAAGUUUGGCAUAUUCAUUAAAUUAUCUUUAAUAUUUCUUCUACAAAACAGGUGAUGUUUGGAUCCAUGAUAAAAUUUUUACAUAAGAUCUACUGCCUCUGGUCCCAUGAGAGAAUUACUAUCUAUUGUAUUGUAACAAAAUAAAUUACCACUCUAAAAACUUGUUUUCCCCCACUAACAGUAAGUUCAAGCGAGAUAAAACACUCCAGAAGUUUUUAUUACAGACUGUUUUAAUAAAGUUACCAUUGCUUCUAAUACAGAAUUUUGUUUUAAAAGGAAGAGAAUACACUUUCACAAAUGCCCCUUUUGUGUGUCAAAAAAAACAUAGGUAUCUUCAUAAUUAUGAGAUUGCUGAAGACGUGUUCAGCAUUUUCUGUCUCAGCCAGUGAGUGUAAGGAAAUGGACAGUGUUAGUGUGUGACAGUUAUUCAGCGUUAUGUGCAGCUGGAGUCCAUCCAGAGUGACUGUGACCAAUUCUGACAUGUUACAGAUAAAUGAACUCUGAAAAAUAAACCAAAGACCCACAGCACAUUUUAUCCUUAACUUUUGUAAACCAUGUUUUAUGGAUACCUUUAAGUUUCUCCAAAAGGCUGAUAUAUUUCAAUAUCUUGAAAACAACAGUAUUAAUUUUAAGUUGGCACGAGUAACCCAUCAACUCCCAUUAUGUUUGGUACUAAGGAAGAUACCUUUCAACAAAAUAAUUGAAAUGCAACUCUUUCCUGGGUGGUUUCUUUCUUUUCUGAUUUAUUUUACCAAUUUGAUAAAAUAAAAUGAUAAAAAGCUACCUUUACCUUGUGUAUUUGAAUUUUGCACUAAAGUAAGAUACAUGGAAGCAGAAACAGUAAAAUCUCUUAACAGUUUAGCUGUCAAAGUGACUACUUUGUUUUCUUUCAGUAGAUACAAGGUAAAAAAGUAUUUGAUGUACAUUUUUUUAAAAAACUUUGGAGGCUGGAGGUGUGACUCAGGUGGUAGAGUACAUGCCUUGUAAGCAGGAGGCUCUGAGUUCAAAG
Molecule: messenger RNA, 3366 nt
Organism: Castor canadensis (American beaver)
Lineage: Eukaryota; Metazoa; Chordata; Mammalia; Rodentia; Castoridae
Gene: Ccng1
Product: cyclin G1
Source: RefSeq, a predicted model, not a curated record